Phytophthora nicotianae INRA-310 is the source of this 213-nucleotide messenger RNA. RefSeq lists its product as hypothetical. The coding region runs from base 1 to 213 and encodes 70 amino acids. NCBI's taxonomy places the organism in Eukaryota, Oomycota, Peronosporomycetes, Peronosporales, Peronosporaceae. The transcript is spliced from 3 exons. The record is from RefSeq and is a predicted model, not a curated record.
AUGGCUACAGACACUGGUGACUUGUCCAUGGAGCGCUUCGAGCGAAGCAACGUUGACCCGCGCUGCAAGCUCUGCUACAUGAUCGGGGGAUGGAUGUCAUGGACUGAAAACUAUAUCACUGUUAGACUAGAUGAUGCGGUCUUGUAUCUUAGUGGUUCGGCGGGAUGGGAUUUGGGGUUGGACCAUGACAUCCCUGCAUCUCGUUAUGUAUAA